Telopea speciosissima is the source of this 4547-nucleotide messenger RNA. Its product is annotated as protein SPA1-RELATED 2-like. Gene Ontology annotation, biological process: protein phosphorylation; photomorphogenesis. Gene Ontology annotation, molecular function: ATP binding; protein binding; protein kinase activity. NCBI's taxonomy places the organism in Eukaryota, Viridiplantae, Streptophyta, Magnoliopsida, Proteales, Proteaceae. The record is from RefSeq and is a predicted model, not a curated record. The transcript has 7 exons. The coding region runs from base 509 to 3730 and encodes 1073 amino acids.
UUAACUUUUUUGGGUUUGUGCAAGCUGGUUUUGCGGAUAGGGAUUCGUUGUGUUGUUGCUCUGGUGUUGGUUUCCCUAUAUCUCGUUUCUUUAAAAACUUAUAUUUUGUAAAGUUUUGAUGAAUUAUUGUUUGCUAUGAAUAUGAGCUUUGUAGAUUAUGUGGUUCUUUUAGUUAGUUUCGAACUUCUAAUGAUUUUGCUUACUGGACGGUCGGAUUGAUUUUUUAUCUUUGUCAUUUAUUUUUCUAUUUCUCGUUGGGUAUUAUUAUUUUUGUUAGCCGUUGAUGGUCGUUUGAGUGGUGUUGAGACUGCGAUUUCGAGCAGAUUUUGAUUGUUUCUACGUCGUUAGUUAUGGGGUUUAUUUUAUUUUACCCCAAAUGUACUCAGCUUAUUCAAGAGGUCGAUGCCAUUGUUUUUGUCGUCAAUGGUUACUGCAGGGUUCGAUGAAACCAGUCAAUUGGAAGGUCACAUCAUCCUGUUUGAUGAUUGAAUGAAGUACAUCUGCAUGCAUGGAGAGAGCUGGUGAAGAAGUGACCGCAAAUGAUGCGGCAGAGGGUGAACAUCUCAGAAGGAAAUACAACAAUCAACCCUUGAAACCAGACGGCUGGAAUAUGUUGGAAUCUUCGACUAUGUUUUUACCUCCUGGUAGUGAUUGGCCUGGAGCCUCACCUCAAGUGUAUAGAGAUGCCUUAGAGGGUCAGAGUCUGAAACGAUUUGUAAACUCUGUAGCUGGAUCUGAACCUGCUACUUCUAGCCCUUCUUCUAUGAAUGAUGCUGGGGUCAGGGUUGAAGAGUUAACGGUGAAAAAUUACAAGAAUCCAAACCUAGCGACGGUUGGCAGCUCAAACAGUAGAGAAGAAAUGCAGCGUUGGGACCAGGAAUGGGAAGUUUUUUAUCAGUUGGCAGGUGGCCUUGGAAGUGAGAGUUUGCAUGGUGACAUGGCUACCAGGGACAAGGACCCACCAAUGGCAAGCAACAGAGAUGAGGUAAGGAGCAUGUUUCCCCCUGGGGCUUCGGUUCAAAAGCCUUCACCCAGUAAGCAUUCUAAUCAGGAACAUGCUGAAAUCUCCAAACAAUUAACCACUACUAACAGAGAUACUAUCUCAAGCAAUGCAUUAUCAACUGGAGGUGUUAGGAGUAAGGUUCUAUCGUCAUCCGGCUUUUCUCAGUUUUUUCUGAAGAAUACAUUAAAAGGGAAGGGAGUUCUAUCUAGAUAUACGGGAGCUCAAGAUGGCAUUGAUGUUGCAGACACAGGCAAGAAUAAUGGGAAGACUACAUGUGUCACUGGGGUGGCUUUUGAUGCAUCUCUUGCUGCAAGUGCAAAAGCAGAAGAUCCUCCCACACAGACUGUGGCUGGCAUGGGUCCCGCUAUGAUUCAUGGUGAAAUCAGUUUAAGGGAGUGGAUGAAAUCUAGGAGUCAUAAAAUAAAUAAAGUUGAGAGCAUCCAUAUAUUUAGGCAGAUUGUGGAGCUGGUGAAUCUGUCACAUUCUCAAGGAGUUGCUUUGCCAGAUGUUUAUCCAUCUUGUUUCGUGUUGUUGCCAUCAAAUCAGGUUAAGUAUAUUGGUUCACUGGCUCAAAGAUUAGAGAGUGUCAUAAAUCAAGAUAUUCCCUACUUGGAACAUCAUUUGAGUAGGAAGAGGCCCUUUGGACAGGGUAUGCAUGGUUAUAAUUCCACAAUACAUAACAAAUAUAGCAAGCAGAUGAUGUUUAUUGGACAACAGCCUCAAUUUCCGGCUAGAUCUGGCUUCAGGUAUAAAACAUUAAAAGAGAGUGAUAUUAGUAAUAUGGCUGUACAGGAGUUGGGGUAUGGUCUUAGUGACCGAUACAACUCAAAUAUAGAAUGCAAUACUGUAAAUAAGUAUGGAGCACCGGUUGUAUCUAAUACCACUCGACAACUGAUGACAUCUAGGCAUGUUCAGUUGGAAGAGAAGUGGUACGCUAGUCCAGAGGAACUGAAUGACAGGGAGUGCACCUUUUCGUCAAAUAUAUACAGUCUGGGCAUUCUUCUAUUUGAGUUACUUAGCUGCUUUGAAUCAUGGGAAGUUCAUGCGGCAGCAAUGUCGGGCAUACGCAAUCGAAUUCUCCCUCCAAGUUUUUUGUCAGGAAACUCCAUGGAGGCUGGUUUCUGUCUGUGGCUUCUUCAUCCUUCUUCAAGGCCAACAACAAGGGAUAUCUUGCAACAUGAAUUGGUACGUGAAUCUCGAGAAUUGUCAUAUGGAGGUGAUUUGACAUCAUCUGUUGAGGAAGAUGAUGCUGACUCAGAGCUGUUACUGCAUUUUCUUAUAUCUCUGAAGGAACAAAAGCAGAAUCAGGCAUCCAAGUUAGGUGAAGGCAUUGGAUCCUUAGAAGCAGAUAUACAUGAGAUUGAGAAGAGGAACUUAUCAAAAACAACAAAUGCUCUAUCUCAAAUGCUCAAGGAGUCCACCACUGCUAGAGAAUUAGGUUUCCUUAAGGAACCUUUACGCUCAGAUGCACUUUAUAGGUUAUCUCCCACGUCUAAUAAGAAGGAAGAGAGGUUGAUGAAGAAUAUAAGCCAGCUUGAAAAUGUUUAUUUCUCUAUGAGGUCUCAAGUCCAGAUUCAAGAUACUGAUGCUAUAACACGCUCAGAUAAAGAGUUGUUGAAGAACCGAGAUAGAUGGAUCCCAAUUCAAAAUGAAAGUGAAGUGGGGGGCCUUAACCAAAUUAAUGAUCCCCUUGGAGCAUUUUUUAGUGGCUUAUGCAAGUAUGCUCGCUAUAGUAAGUUUGAAGUUCGCGGGACAUUAAGAAAUGGGGAUCUUCUCCACCCAGCAAAUGUGAUUUGCUCAUUGAGUUUUGAUCGGGAUGAGGACUACUUUGCUACUGCUGGGGUAUCAAAAAAAAUUAAGAUAUUUGAGUUCAAUGCACUCCUCAAUGAUUAUGUUGAUAUCCAUUACCCAGUUAUUGAGAUGGCAAGCAAAUCUAAGCUGAGUUGUGUUUGCUGGAACAACUAUAUUAAGAAUUAUUUGGCCUCGACUGAUUAUGAAGGUGUGGUUCAGUUAUGGGAUGCAAGCACUGGUCAAGGUUUUUCUCAAUUUAUAGAUCAUGAAAAGAGAGCUUGGGCUGUUGACUUCUCUCGGAUGGACCCCACCAAAUUAGCCAGUGGAAGUGAUGACUUUUCUGUGAAAAUAUGGAGCAUAAAUGAGAAAAACUGUAUUGGGACGAUUAAAAAUGCUGCUAAUGUCUGCUGCGUUCAGUUCUCUGCUCAUUCCACCCAUUUGCUGGCCUUUGGUUGUGCUGAUUACAAGACCUUCUGCUAUGAUCUUCGGAAUACAAGAAUUCCGUGGUGUACAUUGGCUGGGCAUGGGAAGGCUGUUAGCUUUGUGAAGUUCUUAGAUUCGGAAACCCUUAUUUCUGCGUCCACUGACAACACCCUAAAGCUUUGGGAUCUCAAAGAGACAAGUUCUAGUGGGUUAUCGACAACUGCUUGCCGCCUAACUUUUAGAGGUCAUACUAAUGGAAAGAACUUUGUGGGCUUAACCGUAUCAGAUGGAUAUAUAGCAUGCGGUUCAGAAACAAAUGAGGUAUAUGCUUAUUAUAGAUCUUUGCCUAUGCCCAUCACUUCUCACAAGUUUGGCUCCUUUGAUUCUGUUACUGGGAAAGAGACUGGUGAUGAUAAUGGACAAUUUGUUUCCAGCGUCUGUUGGAGAGGAAAGUCAAAUACGGUUGUAGCUGCCAAUUCUAGUGGAAGUAUUAAACUGUUACAAAUGGUGUGAGAAGUGGUUAACAAUGUAUGUUCAACCAAGGAAAGAUGGACAGUUCUGAAGCUGAAGGUGCACAGCUUUGUGGUCCCAAAGAUUCAUUGAAUCCUUGAGUGGGUGUAAAUAUUAGGGGUCUGAAAGAAGUCACUGUAAGAUGAAGACCCCAACCAGAAGAGAAAUUGAGCCAUCAAAUUCAUUCAAAUUUCAGUUGAACUGGGAUUUGUGUCUCUGACUUUACUCGAAAGGGGCUGUGCCACCAGAAGCCACAGACAGGGUUGAAUAGCUCCAACAAUUACACAGUGUCAAUGCUAUGAGGUGUCAGGCCUUUUCUUCCUCAUCAUGCAAAAAAUGCAGUUGAUUCAGUUGAACACCUCUUGACGCUCUUUGUAAGAAUGUGAAGAAUUUGAAGGGACUACGAUGAGCAAUGUGUGACUGAUUAUGUAUCUUCAACCACCAGUAAGUGCUUGAGGCUUACAUACCAAAAACAAUUGCUACCCUAACCAGAGAGGAUGCCCAAGAUGCAGAAGAUUCUUUUGCUGAACCACUUGUUUAUGAACCGAGGUUUGAGGCUUGGAAAACAGGUGAGGUGGUGGAAACAAGGAAAAGAUUACUACAGAAUCCCAAUUUUUAUUGUUUCUGUACUUCUGCUCACCAGUAAAGGCAUAGUUGGAAUUUAAGGUGUUGUGAUGGGUACAUGGCCAAUCUUUUUAACCAGUAUUCUGAAGGCAGUCCAUGUUUUCAAGGAAGGAAAUGCAUAUUUAACAAGUUUUCACAUAUUCCGAAAUGUCCCAAUUUGAAUUAUAGCGAUGUAAAUUAUUGCCAAAUUAAGUAU